Messenger RNA from Bipolaris maydis ATCC 48331, 420 nucleotides. RefSeq lists its product as uncharacterized. Lineage: Eukaryota; Fungi; Ascomycota; Dothideomycetes; Pleosporales; Pleosporaceae. The record is from RefSeq and is a predicted model, not a curated record.
GAACGGUCACGAGCGAUGAGCAAUUGCAAACGAAAAACCAAGGCAGCUGAAGCGGCAAUGGCACUGGCUACACCAACGAAAGAGGUUUUGAUAGAAACGGUGAUUCCCUCAGACACAGACGAAGAAAUCCUGGGGGACGUAAUAUUCUCUAUGUUUGGAGCCGAUGCGACGAGCGAUAGGAGAACUUGUGUAGGGAGUAUAUACCACAGUCAGUCAAGUAUACACGGGGCGCCAGUUGACAGAAACCGUAUGCCUGACGAUCCCUUGGGCCUCCGAGCCAUGUGUUGGGAGCGAGGAGCUGACCCUGUGAAAAACUCAUCUAAUAGUAGCUUCGGUGAAGGGACUGCGUUCCGGUUCUUGGUCUUCCUGUUAUUUGACAUCUUCUUAGCCAUUGUCAACGUUAAUGCAAAUGAUUAUUGA